This is a messenger RNA of Capsella rubella, 1270 nucleotides long. Its product is annotated as serine/threonine-protein kinase STY17. Lineage: Eukaryota; Viridiplantae; Streptophyta; Magnoliopsida; Brassicales; Brassicaceae. Gene Ontology annotation, biological process: protein phosphorylation. Gene Ontology annotation, molecular function: ATP binding; protein kinase activity. The record is from RefSeq and is a predicted model, not a curated record. Bases 1 to 1209 code for a protein of 402 amino acids. The transcript has 8 exons.
AUGUCUUACUCUGUUGCAAUCGUCAUUGGGUCCCAAGGACUUGCUUGCUCUUUCACUCAUCAUCACAUACACACAUCUUCAUCUUUCACUCAAUCAUCCUUAAGAGUCCUCUCUCACUCGCUUGCUCAAAUGGCUUUCUCAAACAACCCUUCUGGCAACGAGUCCAACGAGCAAUUCCGUUUCAGGAUCAACAGCGAGCUUCUUCUCGACCCGAACGAUCUCCUAGUCGGAAGUAUGAUUGGAGUAGGAGACUACUUCACCGUCUACCAAGGAUGGUUUAGAAACCAGUUUCCCGUGGCGGUGAAGAUAGUGCAGCCAAGAAAGGCAUCUGCUGUAAGCAUAGAGGAAAAAAAAUUGUUUCAAAGGGAAGUUGUGUUACUAUCCAAGAUGAAACAUGAUAACAUUGUGGAGUUCUUUGGAGCUAGCAUAGAGCCACAACUGAUGAUAGUUACCGAACUCAUUGAAGGCGGCACCCUUCAGAAGUACAUGUUGAAUUGUCGUCCGAGUCCUCCUGAUGUAAGGAUGUCACUAGGAUUUGCUUUGGAUAUUUCUCGAGCCAUGGAGUUUUUGCACUCAAAAGGCAUCAUUCACCGUGAUCUAAACCCAAGGAAUUUGUUGGUAACUGGUGAUCAAGAACAUGUGAAAUUGGCUGAUUUUGGAAUUGCAAGAAGAGAGACUAGAGGUGUCAAAAAGACAUUUGAUUCUUGGACCUGUAGAUGGAUGGCUCCAGAGGUAAUUAGCAAUGAGCCGCUGAGAAUUGGAGAGAAAAGGCACUAUGAUCAUAAAGUUGAUGUUUACAGCUUUGCUGUAGUUUUUUGGGAGCUGCUUAGUAAUCAACCACCAUUCCCUAAGGUGCCUAGCCUUUGUGUUUCUUCUCUUGUAAAUAGGGAUGAGAGACCAUGUCUUGGGAAAAUUCCAUAUCAAAUCAUCCCCAUCCUUGAAUCUUGCUGGGAUAAAGAUCCGGAUGCACGGCCUGAGUUCAGGGAAAUUACUGACUCACUGACAAACUUGUUAAGCAAUUUGACCCCAGACACUUAUGCUGAUGAUGAAGCUUAUGACGCUGACAUAGAAGAUUCAGAGAACAGUCCUCAGCAUAGAGAGGUGGACGAAGCUAAGGAGGAGGAGGAUAAGAAGAAGAAGAAGAAAGUGGUGAAGAAAAUGAUUCGUCCUUUCGUGAAGAUGUUCAGGGCUUGUUUUUACAAGCCAUGAUCAACUUUUUUUGUGUUCUCUUUAAAAAUAAAAGAAAGGGCUGUGGUCUUCUUUCGUUGUU